Pseudophryne corroboree (corroboree frog) is the source of this 939-nucleotide messenger RNA. RefSeq names its product olfactory receptor 2D2-like. Bases 1 to 939 code for a protein of 312 amino acids. The transcript has a single exon. NCBI's taxonomy places the organism in Eukaryota, Metazoa, Chordata, Amphibia, Anura, Myobatrachidae. Gene Ontology annotation, biological process: G protein-coupled receptor signaling pathway. The record is from RefSeq and is a predicted model, not a curated record. Gene Ontology annotation, cellular component: membrane. Gene Ontology annotation, molecular function: olfactory receptor activity; G protein-coupled receptor activity; odorant binding.
AUGGAGAACCAGACUUACAUUAAGGAAUUCCAAUUGUUGCCAUUCUAUGCAAAUUCUCAUUAUAUAUUGUUAACUACCUGUGUGUUUUUUACCAUAUAUAUGUUUGGAGUAGUCAUUAAUUUUAUCAUCAUUACAGUGAUAUACAUUGAUUACCAGUUACAUACCCCUAUGUAUCUAUUUCUCUGUAACCUGGCCUUAUUAGAUAUCUGCUACACAACCACUACUGUCCCUAACCUGCUGCACAUGUUACUAUCUGGAGAUAAUUCAGUGUCCUUCACACAGUGCUUCACCCAGAUGUACUUUUAUAGUUUGGUUGGCUGUACAGAGGAUCUUCUAAUAUUCAUUAUGUCAUAUGACCGAUAUGUUGCUAUUUGUGAUCCUUUACACUAUCACUCUGUACUAAAUAGGAAAAAUUGUAUAUUAUUUGCCUCUGGUGUUUGGACAUUAGGAUGUCUAAAUUCAAUUUUAUUUACCCUUACAGUCGCUAAAAUGUCAUUUUGCUAUUCAAACACCAUACACCAAUUUUUCUGUGAUACUAAAUCUCUGAUAAACAUUUCCUGUGCUAUCCCCAGAGAGUUUUAUAUUGUUUUCUACAUCCAAUUAUUGGUAUUUGCAUUUUUCCCAGUUGUGUUCAGUUUGAUAUCCUAUAUAAAAAUUAUCAGGGUCAUCUUGCAGAUAAAAUCUAAGGAUGGCAGAAAGAAAGCCUUUUCUACCUGCUCAUCUCACCUUACUGUUGUCAUUAUUUACUAUACAACAGCUACUUGUGUGUACAUGAUGCCACCAUCAGAGAACUCCAAUGUCCUAGAACAGGUCCUUACAGUACUGUACUCAGUUGUCACCCCCAUGAUAAAUCCUCUAAUCUACACUCUACGGAAUAAAGAUGUCAAAAGGGCUCUGCUGAGAAUACUGGGGGUAAAACAAUAUAUUGAAGAUUUUUAG